Molecule: messenger RNA, 10336 nt
Organism: Pocillopora meandrina
Lineage: Eukaryota; Metazoa; Cnidaria; Anthozoa; Scleractinia; Pocilloporidae
Source: the annotation of a GenBank genome assembly
AUGGAACCCGGUAUAAAGUUUGCUCUUUUGCUCGUAUUCCUUGUGUACGUACAUAGGACAGCAUGUACUCAUUUUCGAGGCGGCUCAUUCACAUACAAGCCCGUCAAUUCAAGUAACCAUGCAAGCAUGAAGGUAAGAGUUGCAUUUUCAAAUACACAUCUCUUCGAUGUGCGCACGCCAAAUAUGAAUUCAUCAUCUCUGGAAACAGCCUUUUCAAAUUCAGCUUUUCCUUGUAAAACCUCUGAUGUCUCAGUUAACAAAACGGUCGAACGUCACAGAUGACUCCCGGAACUACGCUGAAUUCUUGCAGGGUCGAAAUCAAAUUACUUGAGGUAGUACAUACAGUAUCUUCUCAAAUCAUAUCAUCUUAACUUUGGGAAUGAGACGAUCUGAUGACGUGGUGGCUCAGUGGCGAAUCAUGACCCCUUUUUCUCGGAAUUGAAAUAUUGUUCAUGCUUAAAAACAGGUUUACGUCUUCGAAACAUAGUCAACUAUGUUUGCAACAUUACUCCCAUUUCCAAAUCUAAGGGAAAGAAGACACAUUUCGUGAGUCAGUUUGUACAGCAUUUCUUCAGAGUCUUUCAUAUGAACUUUCGAAUGAAACGAUCUGCCGAGUGAUGAAGUAUAACUCUGAGGCGAUUUAUGAUUCCUUCUCGGAAUUUAAAUUUUGUCAUGCCGUUAACUUGAGACGUACAGGUUCAUUUAUUCGCGUGACGUAUUUCCAAAUCUAAGAGAAGAAACCUAAUUUUUUGAGUCAGUAUAAACGGUAUUUCCUCAGUGCCUGUCAUAUUAACUUUGGAAUGAAACGAUUUGCCUGAUGAUGAAUUACAACUCAGAGAAGAUUGAUGAUCCCUUCUCGGAAUUUAGAUAUUGUUAUGCCGUUAAUUUGAGGAGUACAGGUUCAUUACAGCGAACAAUAAACAAUGAACUGUCUGUAACAUUUACUCACUUAACAUAUUUCUAAAUCUAAGGGGAGAAACCUAAUUAUUUGAGUCAAUAUAAACAGUAUUUCCUCGGAGCCUGUCAUCUUAAAUUCUGAAUGAAACAAUCUGCGGUAAAAUUUCUGCAAAGCUCCACACUAUUGUAAAACAAAUCUGUUUGGAAAUUUUACCCAAUCUGCUGGGUGAUGAAGUAACUCGGAGGCGAUUCGUGAUUCCUUCUCGGAAUAUAAUUACUUCCAAAGGGUCUUGAUAGUAGCAGGCAAUUCAAGAAACAGAAACCUCUGCCAUCUUCAGUUAAUUAUUGUGCAAAGCGUUGGGAGUUGAAUUUAUAAUAAGUAGAAAAAUGCUAAUUAUGAUAAAUCGAGACAAAAAGGGGCUAUUAAAAUUCAAAGAAAACAAUCCUCUUUGAAUCAACAACUACACUAUGUAAAUCUUAAACUAUCCUUUUAAUUUUCACACUUUCAUGCUUUGCCUCUUUCUUAUGGUCACGAAUUAUCAUAGUUGGCAUUUUUCUACUUGUUGUUAAUUCAACUUCCCGAUCGCUUUGCUCAUUUGAGUUACAAGAUUGAGUGACUAUCAUCUAAACUUUGGGGAUGAAACGAUCUGGCGAUAAAUUACGAGGUGAAUCAUGACUCCUUUUUCACGGAUAUUAGACAAUGUUCGAACUUGAAAGUACCAGAGUUGGUAAAGUUUCCGCAUAGCCCGAUACUAUUAUAAAAAAAAUCUGUUUUCCUAUUGGCAAUGGUAAUGUUCGCAUCAAUGGUUAUUAAUCAUCUAUGUCUCAGCCAUAUUACUCAAUUACCGCCUUCCCAAAUCUGGAAGGAAAGAAACUUUGAUGAGGCACUUAAAAGGCUAGUUUGCUGUGUAAUGGCAUCGAUUAGAAGAGGCAAACGUUCGAAACUUCGCCGCUACUCUCUCAGUUCUUUGCUCCAGCAGUGAAUUUACCUCAUCGGUGCAUGAAGUUUCCGCAUAGCCCCAUACUAUUGUAAUACAAAUCUGUUUUCCCAAUGGCAAUGUAUUAUUUUUGUCAUUGUUUUCUCUGUUCAAGAAUUGAAUGCAUAAUGUAGGAUAGGGCUGUGCGGAAAUAUUACCUUAUCGGGCUAAUUAACGUCUUGAUACGCAGCACACUGAACAUUUUUCCUAGAAACUGGUAAUUUAGUGUUAACAACUAAGUUGAAAACGUAAAUUGGCUACCGUAAAGAGUAAAAAAGCUGACGUUUCGCGCGUUAGCCCUUCGUCAGAGCGAUUGGAGGAAUUGUGGGUUGUGUGUGGGUUUAUAUGCAGAAAGUGGAGCUGCGCUAGUGGAGGAAGUAUGGUGACGAGAAAACGAGAAUAAAUUAGUUGAAUGAAACGCGUUCGUUGAUACCAUGAGGAUUAAGAGUGCCGAUUUGGAAGAUAGAUUUUUUUUCUAGUGCUUUGCGGCUUUCCAAACUGCCUAGAUGUAAGGAAAGGCCGCAAACUGCCAUAUGUUGUUUAGAAUGAUUGGGAAGAUUUAAGUGUCUAGCGACUGGUUUGGAUGCGUCCUUGUCAUUUCUUUCCACGUCGCGAAGGUGUUCUCGGAAUCGGUCACCUAGUCGUCUUCCUGUUUCACCAGUGUAUAACUUAUCGCAAUAAGCGCAAGCGAGAAUCGAGACUGAUUGAGUUGCAAGGUUGUGAGGUUGGGCAAUGAACGGAAGUGUGUCACAAGACUAUCAAUUAUAAAUUAUACCCAGAUAAAUUUAGUCGUUUUAUCUUACACAAAUUACUUAGAAAAGAACCUCCUUCAAACAGGGAAUAAUGCGAUCACACUUUGGGUUCGCUCACCAAGUAUUAACCGUAUCUACGUCCACUUUUCCGCUUAGAACCCAGAGUGCUCGAGGCCUGUCAAUAAUUAACCACGCUUCUGGUUUAUUUACCAUAAAGCAAUCCUCGGUAUCAGUUUGUUUUUGUAGACUGUGAACUACAUGAAGUUCUAAUAUGUGCAUCCCCGCGAACAGUGCCAUAAGUAGUUAUUUUUUGUUACGUCACGUGGUCCCCUGCAUUGUAUCGGUGAGAAAAUUUUGCAUUUUUUGUUUUAUUUAUAAAGAAAUGAUUUUCUUUUUUUAUCCUUUUUUAUUUUUAUUUUUAUUUAAUUAAUUAACUAUUUAUUGAUUAAAAUUUAUUAUUUUUAAUCAUUGAUUAAUUAUUUUUUUAAAUUUAUUCUUUCUCGGUCAUUCUUUGAAUUCCGGGUAUUCCGGGUAUUCCGGGUAUUCCGGGUAUUCCGGGUAUUCCGGGUAUUCCGAGUAUUCCGGUUCCGGUACCUUUACUGCUGAGGAAAUGUUUUUGCUGUUAUAGUAACGGUUUGACUAUUCGGUCUUGUCUCUUCUGGGCAUCACGGAGUUCGCACGUCUCUUUAUGGUGGAGCUCGAACUCCUAUUUUAAACGGUCUUCGUCCAGGAGCCGAUUGUCUUGUCUUCGUCCUGUCAAUAAAACUUUUUGUUGAGGUCAUGUCUUAGACCAUACCAUAUGUAAGCGCUGUUUUCGAAAUUCGAAAAAAUUCAUGUUAGCAAAUUUAAAUUAUUUUUCCCGUUUUCUGAAGGCUGAAAAAGUCCCUGCAGUUCUUUCUUGAGGUCCUUAAGCAAGUGUUUGAGUUCAAAGGUUUUUCAGAAACUUUUUAACCGACGAGAUCUCAAAUGCAAAACAUUUUUCCUAUCUCUUUCAAGACAUUAGAGUUGGUUUGGUCUGAGGUUCAAACCUUCAUUCUCUCUCGUACCCAACACCCCAUCACUAAACCAACAGAGCCAACCGAGCGGUAUGUUUUAAACUAAUGUUGCAGUAAUUUAAAUCUAUUUUCAGGUGAUCAUAAAAUUCCGGAUGGGUUGGCGAAGAUCUUACUCUCGGAACACAUUCUGUGACCAAAAUACAAUAAACUCCGGCUCGCUGAUCGGCAUUAAUGGCUACUUAAGGUGCAGAUCCGGCUGCUCUGGCAGUGUCGGGAAUUUACGCUUCAAAUGCUCGGAUUUCAGUGUACAAGAGGACUGGACAACUGGCACUAACAGCUUUGAAUAUACGUUUCCCGUCACAUCAUCUCGCUACUAUAAAGUCAGGUUUGUGAUCAUUAAGUAUCUAUAAAAUCACUGAGAAGGCUUUCCGAGUCCAAACUGAGAGUAAGGUUCAGUGAAAGUAAAAGAGGGAGGGGGUGCUGCUUGAUAUAAGGGAGGAGGAGGGGAGAGGACUUUUAGAGGUGUACCAAUACGGAAUCAGAUACUGAUUAGUGUGCAUUUCGAUGAGGUGUCGCAGAAUCUAAAACAAAUUUAUUAUCGUUGGUAGCCAGUCGGAGGAAAGGUACAUAUCAAAGGAGCCAACGGGGAAUCUAAGUUAACUCCUGGAAGGGCGGGGGAAAUAAGAUUGUCAGUGAUUUUGAGUGCAAUUACGUAGACCAAUCAGAGCGAAGUUUAGCCAAAAAUGUAAACAAAAAUGCAAUCUCGAAUUCUCGAUAUUCAAUCGAUGAUUAUUCUUUUUGCUUUUUGCAGCUAUUCAGGAUAUAACUGGAUUGCUCUCGUGCAUACAUCAGGAGCUUCAUGGGAGAUUGGAAUGUACGUUAACCUUACUAAAAGAAGUGACACUGGACGUUUGAAUACGUCGCCAGUGGCGACAAUGACACCAAUUGUUCGUUUGAAAUACGGCUGUAACCAUUCUAUAGUUAUCCCAGGUAUGUAAACCUUAGUAUGUAUACCUCGAAUGCAAGUUUACCAACUUCUCCUCCCCCAGUCAUAUCUUCUCUCUUUUUACCUUGCACUCGAAAUCACCCUAAAGUUCAAUUCUUUUGAACAGAAAUUAAAUUCUCUCCGAAAGAUUCAUGUCUCUUCAGAGAAGAAUUUAUCAUUUCAGAUUCUUCGUCCCCAGAGGAGAAUUAUAAUUCUGAAGAGAAGAAACCUGGUUCUUGAGGAAAGAGCUAUACGGGUCUUCUCCCAAGGUUAAUAAUUCUUAUAUGAAGAAUCUCGUGUAUGUCUGAUUCUUGUUACAAGAAUACUAAUUUUUUCUCACAAGAACGAGAACCAUUUAAUGGUGUAUUCUUCUGAAAAGAAACACUGCUCUGCUCCCAAGAUGAUAUCCAUUUAAGGAAAGAACUGUGGGUCCUCUCCAAAGAUUAGGGAUUCUUAUGAGAAGAAUCUCAUAUAUGUCUGAUUCUUGGUAGAAGAAUAUUAGUUUUUUUCCCACAAGAACAAAAUUCUUUUGUCAAGAACCAAUUAAUCAGGUAUUCUUCUAAGAAGAAACACUGCUCUCCUCCUAAUAUGAUAUCCAUUUAGACAGAAUCUCAUUUUUUAAACAAGCUUAUCAGAAGAAUUACUGCUCUUCCCUGAAGACACAAUACUUGUUUGAGAAGAUUGUCAGUUUCUGAGUCUCCUCAUGAGAGUUUUUGUCCUUCACCCAAGAAUGAAUAUUCGUGUUUAAUUGAUCGUUCUUCACAAGAGAUUGACUUUGCUUGUGUAAAGAAUCACAUUCAAAAGCAUUCUUGCUGAUAAAGUCUUUGUGCUCUUUUGAGGUCUGAAUAUUCUAUUGAGAAGAAUCUUUUGCCUUUAUUGGGUUUUUUGGAGUUAUUGAAAGGAUUGAUUUUCCUCUAACACAGUAAAUUAAAUUAGUUCCAUUUUUUAACAUACAAUCAACAUAACAUAAAACUAACUCACAUAUUUAUAAUUUAUGCAUCAAGUUGUCAAUGAACAACCAUAUCAACAUUCACAGUAUCGAAAAAAUUCACUGAUUAUCUACAUAUCUCAUUUUUUGUAUCUUAUAAUAAUAUCAUAUCACUUUUAAAUCAUUACCUCAUUUCUUAUCUAUUUUUCAACAUAUAAUUCACAAACAAUAUAAUUAACUCACAUAUUCACAACAAGCUUGAUGUUGUUUAAUUUGUCGUUUUUUUUUAUUCUUCAUCUUCUUCUCUUGUUCUUCUAGUUCUCGAUCUUGUUUCGAGUUUUUUUUAUAGCCUUUAGGCCCUCUUGUUUUUGAUUCUCUUGGUGCUUAGUAUGUGAAACCUUGUUUGUUUUUGUUGGUUUGUUUGUUUGUUUGUUUUGCAUGAAACUUUUCAGAACGUCUUUCUUCUUUUACUUACAUCUUUUUUAUUUCGCCACAAAUACUAAAACUAUAUUUUACAUUUUUGUUAUCUAGUGUCCGACGAUGACAAAGACGAAGUGCGGUGUCGUUGGGCGAAAAGUAACGCUAGAGAGUGUGGCGGAAUAUGUGGAGGAUACGGGUUACCAAAUGCAUACAUGUUUUACGUACGAUUAUUGUCUCAUUUCUAUCAGCUGAACUUGUAUGUUAUCAAUCAGAUUUAGACUCCUUUCCGAGGGCUGCGCUGCGAAAUGAUUUUUGAUUAUGUGAUGUACUCACUUUUGGUCGGGUAGAUCUUUGUUUUCAAAAUCAGUCGUAUCAGUUACGGCAUUUUUUUUAUAAUAAAGUUCGGAUAUAACACGCGCUGUCAUUGGUUGAAAGAGCGUGCUCUAUGAGAGUAUAGAGCAUAGAACUGAGCUAAAGCUGUCACGCCAUCUGCCAAAUUGUAUUAUGUUCGACCUUUCUGGGACUUCUUUUUAGCUUUUUUCCGAUAAUUGAAAGUAAAAUUUCGGAACAAGCGAGCCGGCAAGUAGCAACAGAAGAACCAAACAAAGGCGAGUUUUGCGGCGCUGUCAUCCCGAGCGAUCUUCAUGUUCCGGUGAAUUCGGCUGUAGUUCAUUUCAAAAACACUCGCCUUGAACAGUUUGUUUUCUACCUUAUAAUGUGAAAAAACUCGCGUGUUUUUUAUGAGCCAUAAUUCGGCUGAAGUUCACUGAACAUUUCACUUGAAGAUUCUGUAUUAAAAACUUCAGGCAAAAGCGUUAAAAUCGACUUGCCGAACUAUUUUAGUUUGUAAACUAUCGCAGAUUGUGAACUUUGAUGGUUUUUUAACUUUGAUGGUUUGACACUUUUGACAGCUUUUGUCUUGUAGAGCCAAUUAGAUUAUUUGAACCAUUCUAACAGGGAUUCUGAUUGGCUUAUUGUAGCGUGCUCUAUGAGAGUAUAGAGCAUGCUGACGACAUUGUUGUUCGCUUUAGAAAUAAAGUUUGUUUUGAAAAUUGGAAGUAAUGCAUGGGGAAUUUGACGGAUGCUUUAUUAUAAAACAAAUAGAGAAGCCUUGACUGUGUUCUGUUCUGUUAUAAAGCACUUAGGAAGCGGCUAGAGCACUCAAGAAGUGGGGAGAAACACGAGACGUAGUCGCGUGUUUCUCCCUACACUUCUUUCGUGCUCUAGCCGCUUCCUGCGUGCUUUAUAACAGAACAGAGCACAGUCAAGGCUUCUCUAUUUGUUAAAUAGAUCAUUUAUAAUCUCCCACAAAACGUGCCGGAAAACACGCCUAACAAAACAAAGGAUAUUUUUUCUUUGGUCUGCUGGGUAGUGGUGUCCCGAGAAAGAAUGUAGUGUUUUGUGUCGCUUUAUCUUAUACAUGUGUUUCGUCAUUCUUCAUGAUAUUUUGCACUUUUUUUCCUCUGACACAUUCACUGUUUCUGUUGAUACAGCGCGAAUGCAGAAUCACCUACAGUGCAACGGAAUACAUUGGCUUUUACGCUGUUGCUGCCAUGAUCGAAGAUUUUGCCUCGCCAACAGACUCACAGCCAUUGAGUGGCAUUCCGUUGCAGUUUUUGGUGUACGUGUUCAACUCAAACGAAACGUGUGAUGAACGCCCGGAGUUCACGGAAUACACGCGGGCCGAGGGAUCGUGUAUUGGAAUCCCUCCUGGAGGAACAUACUUCGAUCGUAUCAUCGUGCGAGCCGGUGGACCAUCAAAAAGGUAAAAGGUAACAAAAAGUAAAAGACAGUCCAAGUAGAUUUACUGGCUCUAAAGGUUCCGUUAGUUGCGCGGGCUAUCUCGUAAAUUGCAGGUGAAAUGUAAGGGAAGUUGUCCCUUAAAUUUUCUCGACGAGUGAAUGAACGUCCGUUUGCAUUCAAAAAGCGAUUAACUUAGCAUUAAAGCAACUUGAGAGAAAUAUAUUCAUAGUUCUCAUUUUUUCCUGCUGUAUUUGCAAUAUCAUUCCAGAAUUGUGGAGGUCACUACCAACAGUCCUCAGGGAUUCAUCAAGUCUCCUGUGGCUCAGUAUGCACCACAGGAAUACUACGUCAAUGUCACGUGGACUCCGAUAUCAUCAGAGAUAGAGACCAAACUGUUUUGUUUCACGGGAUUGGAGGAUUCCGGGUAUUCAUAUCAUUGGUCUUUUUGUCUUGUAUUCACGGUUAAAUAUAAAACAUAAAACAUUGUUCAUAUUAUAGAAAGAAAUACAUACAAUUUAACCCUUUACCCCCUAACAUCAGAAUGUAAGUUCUCCGUACUGUUCUUGAUACAUUUCUUAUGAUACUUACUUGGAGAAUUUGUCAAACAAUCAAGAGCUUGUAAUUUACCUCAUUCUCAUGAUCUUAAUGUUUGAUUCAGGGGUGAUACUGUGAAGAGAAAUUAGAUGAGUAUCACCUUAACUUGUUAAAGAAGUGGUGUGCUAGUUAUCUUAUGAGAGUUGUGAAAGGCUUUCUUUCUUUCAUUUGUAAACCUUUUAAUUAACUUAUAGAAUGUCAAUAAUCAAUUUUGUUUAUAUGUUGUGUUUAGGGUAACAACUGAGCAGAGAUGCGUCGAUCUGCUUGUUGGAGGUAAAAGUUAUCUUAAUUCAUUACCGUUACUUGAAGUAAAGCCGUUCUUUCAAACGUCCAGGUCCUUUAGGUCAUAAUUCAAUGAGCCUGAUUAACCUGAUUGGCCCACUGGAAUUUCUCGAUUAACCUGACUGACCCACUGAAAGUUCUCGAUUAACUUGAUUGACCUACUGGAAUUCCCCGAUUGACUUAACUGGCCCACUGGAAUUUCUCGAUUUAUCUGAUUGGCCUACCAGAAUUUCCUGAUUGACGUGACUGGCCCACCGGAAUUUCUCGAUUAAUCUGAUUGGCCCACUGGAAUUUCCCGAUUAACCGCCUGAUUGGCCAACUGGAAUUUUUGCGAUCACUUGUCGCUUCUCUUUGAGCAGACUACCGGGUCUUUUCCUUCAUUUCGUGACAGUCUGUCUUCGAAUUCAUUCUACUUUUUUCAUGGCGAAAACGGCUCCACAGUUUUCGCGUAGUCAUUUUUUUUUCGUUGACUCCAAAGAAGAGGACUCGAUGUGUCUGCUUUACCAGGCCAAUAACCGAGGUCCGUUUUUUCCGACAAUAAAGAUAUUAUUCUACGAUAAACACCCACUCUCAAGGCCGUCGAACAAGGCCCCUGUGAGGUUCCAAAUUGGGACGAGGGUUGAAAUUUUUAUUUCUAAUUUCAGUUGAUCACAUUGUAUGUACGCCUUACGUGCCUACAUUUUUCUUUUUCUAGUUGCGUCUCCACAAUUUGCUAGUCUCUCACCGCAAGGAGAAGUUCUUCCCGACACAAGUCAGUGGACUAUCGCUUUUGACAAACAGGUGUCUUGAAGUAUUAUCUGAGGGAGGUUGGGAGUUCCAUAAUGAUUGAAACCUUGAAUAGAACACCGGCUGAAAUUCAUAGGUUCUGUGGUAUUUGAUGCUGAAAUGUAACCCUAAUCUGCCAAAAUGUUUAUUACAGUUCGUGCGUCCUAUACGAAGCAGCCAUAUCCGGAUCCAUCGAUCUGACGGCACAGUUGUUUUCAGUGUUGACGUGGCCAUUACUGCCGGGGUGUUAUAUCCAGUUGGGAGUCUGGGACGGACUAUUCAGUUCACGACGUCACAGACCUUUACAGAGAAAGAGAGUUACUAUUUAACAAUGGAUCAUGGUAAGGAUACUGGGUUUAUAUCAUGAUCAUUCAGUUUAUGUAACAGAUGUUGAACCUAUCACCCAAUGAAAUCGCCUCCAUACAACUUUCUCCAAACUUUUCCUGAAUUAUCAAUUUGAUAACUGUACCUGAGAAGAAUCGUGUUGUCUCCAAAUCGUUCCAUGAUCUAAGAACUUUGUCCUUAGAUCAUUUUUUGGAGAAAAAGCAGUUUAAAAAAUGAGAGACAGCAUCAAAGGUUUUGCAAUCAAGCCUAAGGUCAAUGCAAAUGUCAUAUUGACGAUAUUUUCUGGUUCCCUUGCAGGUGUGGCUAAAGGUGUUACCUACUGUGGUGCUGAGUCGCCUGCCAUCACAGAUCCUUACACCAUGAGGAUAAAGAUAAGUACGUUGUUAUUUCUGAUAUUACCAACAACUAUUGUUAAUAGAUUAUAAACUGUUUAUAAUCUCUUGUUGUUGCACUAUCAUCAUCAACUUAUUUGUCUUUCUACAGAGGAUAUCACCCCACCUGUUUUAACAUUCAUUAUGCCCCAUCUCGUUCUGGAGGUGACUUUCAAAUUACUUGGACAGCAAACGAAAAUGUUACAGCUCAGUGCACAGUGCAAACUCCUUCUCUGCUCUUUGGUCAACCAUGCAAUUGGUCGUGGACUGGAAGCAAUCUAA